Molecule: messenger RNA, 2886 nt
Organism: Humulus lupulus (European hop)
Lineage: Eukaryota; Viridiplantae; Streptophyta; Magnoliopsida; Rosales; Cannabaceae
Exons: 1
Coding region: 1-2886 (961 amino acids)
Source: RefSeq, a predicted model, not a curated record
AUGAAGGGUCCUAAAAUUUUGGAUUUUAUGGAGAAAAAAUUGCCUAACUGGGAUUUUUAUACUAGUUUGGUUAUAGAGGGUAGAAUUUUGAUUGUGUGGAGGAAGGUUUUUGUUAAGCUUACAAUAAUUGAGGAGUCUCCUCAAUAUGUUCACUGCUUGGUUUCGAUGGUUGGUCAGCAGCACAGAUUCUAUGUCACCUUUGUCUAUGGCUUCAAUACUAUAGAAGGUAGAAGGACUUUAUGGGAAGGGUUACUUAGACUUUCUCUUGUGAAUGAAGCUUGGAUUAUUUUAGGGGAUUUUAAUGCCCCUUUUUCUGGUAUGGAUAGAGCUGGAGGAAAUCCUAUUUCUGGUGUUGAACUGGUGGAUUCAGUUCGUUGGCUUGAGGUGGCUCAUUUGGUUCCUUUAAAAAGUUUAGGUUCGUUUUUCACCUGGACUAAUAAUCAAAGUGGUUCAGCUCGCAUUUAUUCCAAAAUUGAUCAUGUUUUCAUUAAUGAGACUUGGUUUGAUCAUUUUCCUCAUGCUACUGCUGUCUUUAAAUGGGAAGUUAUUUCCGAUCACUGCUCUUGUAUUAUCAAUUGUCAGUCUAAGGUGAGUUUGGGUACAAAGUUAUUCAGGUUUUAUAACUUUUGGGCUGAUCAUCCUCAGUUCCUGGAAGUGGUGCGGUUCAGCUGGAGUUUACCUGUUAAAGCUACUGGUUUACGGGCUCUGUUCUUAAAAUCCUUGAGGCUGAAGCAUGCUUUAAAGAAGUUUAACCAUAAUACUUUUGGAGAUAUUGGUUUGAAAUAUGAUUUGGCUAAAGAAAAUUACCAGGCUGCUCAGUUAAAAGCCCAAGCUUUCCCGUCUGAGUUUGGUUUCCAGCAAGAUGUUAAGGAAGCUGCUGAAGCUUAUAUUGUUCAGGAAAAAAUGUUCUAUAGUUUUUUGUCCCAAAGGAGUAAAGUUGACUGGUUACAGAAGGGAGACAUGAAUACUGCUUUCUUUUUUGCUUUUCUAAAUGUGAAUAUGCAUGAAACUUCGCUAUCCUUAAUUCCUAAGGUGGCCAAUCCUUCUCGAGCUAUUGAUUAUAGGCCAAUUGCUUGUUGCACUACAUUAUAUAAAUGUAUAGCUAAGCUAAUUUGCUCUCGUUUGGCGUUGGUCCUCCCUGCGAUUGUUCAGUCAAACCAGGGGGCGUUUAUUAGGGGUCGCUCAAUAGCUCAUAAUAUCAUGAUCUUUCAAGAUCUUAUUAAAAAUUAUGGUCGGGCUGUCACUUCUCCAAGAUGUGCCAUAAAGAUUGAUUUGAGCAAGGCUUAUGACACGGUAGAUUGGCAAUUCCUUGAGGACCUCUUAAAUGCUCUUUGUUUUCCUAUGAAGUUUAUAGGUUGGAUUAUGAAGUGUUUGAGAAAUACUUCUUAUUCGUUACUCAUGAAUGGUCGGGUGCAAGGGAAAUUCAAGGGUAAGAAGGGGCUGCGUCAGGGGGAUCCAAUGUCACCUCUAUUAUUUGUUCUUAUCAUGGAAUAUUUGACUCGGAGACUUCAACUUGCUGCUCUUGAUCCUUCAUUCAGAUUUCACCCUAUGUGCAAGAUUUUAAAGCUUAUCAAUCUCUGUUUUGCUGAUGACUUAAUCCUCUUUUGUAAGGGUACUCACUCGGCUGUUUUUACUCUCAAAGUUGCUCUUGGUGAUUUCAGUUCAGCCACUGGUUUGACCAUAAAUUCAGCCAAGUCUCAAAUCUUUUUUGGCGGAGUUUCUUCUAUUGUGAGAACCUUCAUUUCUCAGGAGAUGAAUCUUAUGGUAGGUUCCUUUCCGCUCAAAUACCUUGGGGUUCCUAUGAGGCCUACUAAAUGGCGUCACGAGGACUGUGAUAUAAUUUUGCAAAAAAUCAUAUUAAGGCUUAACUCUUGGUCUAGUAGACACCUCUCCUAUGCAGGUCAUAUGCAGCUUAUCCAUUCGGUUUUAUUUGGCCUCCGUAACUAUUGGAUGAGUAUCUUUGUCUUACCUCAGAGUGUGGUCAAGGAAAUUGAGAAAUUGUGUCGCAGCUUCCUUUGGGGUAGUGCUGGUCUGAGAAGUAAACCUCAUCUAGCUUCUUGGAAGAAGGUUUGCCUUCCAAAAGCUUAUGGCGGUCUUGGUUUCCGAGAUGGUGCUCUUUGGAAUAGAGCUAUUCUUGCCAAGUAUAUAUGGGCAUUAUCUGAGCAGCCUGAGAUUUUAUGGGUGAAAUGGGUUAACUCUAUAUAUUUGAAAGGUCUCAGUUUUUGGAGUUAUACUGUAAAAUCUGAUUGUAGCUGGUAUUGGCGGAAGUUGUGUCGCAUAAGGGAGAAUUUUGGUCUCUCUGAGAUUCAGGCAGCUGGUAGAGUUGGGAAGUUUCAGCCAUCCAAGUUGUAUAAUUCGGCUCUAAACCAACAGAUUGUUAGUUACUGUUCGGCGGUCUGGUGUAAGCUCACGUUACCUAAGCAUAGGUUCAUGCUUUGGCAAGUGAUUAAUGAGCAGCUCCUCACUCGGGAUAAUCUUUUGAAGCUGCAUAUUCUGGUGCCUGUUCAUCUGUGUCCAGUUUGUGGUUGCUUUCCUGAAAGUCACCAUCAUCUGUUCUUCUCUUGCUGUCUCUCUAAACAGGUGCUUCAGCUGCUGUUUAUCUGGUUUGGCUUCUCUGCCUGGCCGAGUGACUACACCAGUUGGAGUGCUUGGCUUGGAAGACCUCGGCGUGGUCUGAUGGCAGCAAUCCUUAAUCUUGUUGUUGCUGCAACUGUUUACAGCAUUUGGAGGAAUAGGAAUAGAAGCUUAUUUGAUGACUAUUCUUUAUCAGCUAACUGUCUUAUAAAUGAGAUUAAAUGUGUAGUUAAAUAUAGAAUUUACUUGGUUAAUUUUAGAAAUUUUUCAGUCCCUGAGCAAUCCUUUUUAAGGCAUUUAACAUGUAAUUAG